Molecule: messenger RNA, 945 nt
Organism: Candida dubliniensis CD36
Lineage: Eukaryota; Fungi; Ascomycota; Pichiomycetes; Serinales; Debaryomycetaceae
Gene: SIT4
Product: type 2A-related serine/threonine-protein phosphatase
Exons: 1
Coding region: 1-945 (314 amino acids)
Biological process (GO): G1/S transition of mitotic cell cycle; peptidyl-serine dephosphorylation
Cellular component (GO): cytoplasm
Molecular function (GO): protein serine/threonine phosphatase activity
Source: RefSeq, a predicted model, not a curated record
AUGGGAGAAAGAGGUCCAGAUCAGUGGUUGGAACAGAUAAAAAAUUGUAUUUCAUUAUCAGAAUCCGAUAUGAAACAAUUGUGUGAAUUGGUCAAAGAAUUGUUAAUGGAAGAAUCUAAUAUCCAACCUGUACAAUCUCCAGUGACAGUGUGUGGUGACAUACAUGGACAAUUUCAUGAUUUAUUGGAAUUGUUUAGAACUGCUGGAGGUUUACCUUCAGAUGACAAUCAAACCAAUUUUAUUUUCUUAGGGGACUACGUCGAUCGUGGUUAUUUUUCCUUGGAAACGUUUACUUUAUUAAUGGUUUUAAAAGUCAAAUAUCCACACAGAAUUACCUUGGUAAGAGGAAAUCACGAAUCAAGACAAAUCACCCAAGUUUAUGGGUUUUAUGAAGAAUGUUUAACAAAAUACGGUUCAACUACUGUUUGGAAAUAUUGUUGUCAGGUUUUUGAUUUCUUAACUUUAGCAGCUAUAAUAGAUGGCAAAAUUUUAUGUGUGCAUGGUGGAUUAUCUCCCGAAAUAAGAAUGUUGGACCAGAUAAGAGUAUUAUCUAGAGCUCAAGAAGUCCCACACGAAGGAGGUUUCUGUGACUUGGUGUGGUCAGAUCCAGACAACAUUGACACCUGGGCAGUCUCGCCUAGAGGUGCGGGAUGGUUGUUUGGCUCAAAAGUGUCGCGAGAAUUCAAUCACAUUAACAAUUUGCAAUUAAUUGCCAGAGCACACCAGUUGGUAAUGGAAGGGUUUCGUUACCAUUUUAAAGAAAAAGAUGUUGUCACAGUAUGGUCUGCCCCAAAUUACUGUUAUAGAUGUGGGAAUGUUGCCAGUGUUAUGCAAGUUGAUGAAGACUUAGAACCUAAUUUCAAGAUAUUCAGUGCAGUUCAAGAUGGCGACUUAUCAGCCAAGAACAAUGCCAACAAACAACAAAGAAGUGAUUAUUUUUUGUAA